UCUUCAACUUGCCGCCUCAGUUCCUCGUGUUCUUCUGGACUCAUCCGGUAAUGGGCCCUAUUUGGUAACGAUGUAUUAGGUACGAGGUCGAUAUGGUGCUGUAUAUCUCGAAGGGGGGGUAGUCCUGCCGGCAGUUCUUCGGGAAACAAAUCCUCAAACUCCUUUAGUAAUGGUGCGAAUGCUGGCGGACAAGGUAGUGGCGUUGAUGGAGCAGGCGUAGUGGUGACGAGGGCGAACACCGGAUUACACGUACGAAGUUCUUCCUCAAAUUGAGAUUUGGAGAUAAUCAGCAAAUUUUGCUUAGAUGACGUUUGCUUUAUGCUGUCGCUGGGUGUGUGUUGUGGUCACUAAAUCCAUGGUUCAACCAGAGUCUCACCAAACCGUCCAAACCGGCCAUCUAGGAGGUACCAGCGACCGAGGUUCAGUCCAAGGCGUAUAUCUCUACAACCAGAAGUAAUUUCAACAUGAAACCAAUUUUAUUGGAUUCUACACUCCAGAAGCAGUCCAGCCCAAUUGGAAUCGAGCCAAAGUAUUCACGGAGCAAGAAGUUAUGACUUUUACAAUUCAGAAGUUUCCCAACCCGACCAUCUGCGAGUACCCGACUUUAGAAGGAGAUUCCAGCCCAAGGAAGGAGCGGCCUGAACCAAAGCCCAUCAUAGGAUUCAAGAGGAAUCUCUCAUCUUUCCAUAAAGCCCAAUAUCAGGAGAAAUGGCCACGGAAUUAUGAAGUUAUGAUCCAAUCUCCAAAACCGGCCAAACCAGUUCUACACUUGCCUCAAUUGGAAGCUAACCGGUUCAAUCAGCUUCAAACCAGACAUUGGCGACCAGGAGAUCAUUUCAACCAAUCAGGAGAUAUUCUAGGCAUCCAGGAGGAGUUCUACGAGUUCAUACCAUGCACCAGCAACCAUUGGAUCAGGAGGAUCCUCAUUUACUUCAACUUGCCUUAUUUGGAGUCUCAAGCAUUAAAACUCCAACAGCUCUUUUUCCUUCAGUCUAUGCACGACAUCAGCACCUUCCAGACCAUUAAGAAGAUUCCCAGGAAGCUCACUUACCCCCUCAAACCGUCCAGAUACAAGGAGGACACCAUCUACAUUCAUUUGGCAAAGAUUCUCAUCAUUAAGCCUCCAACGGCUAGUUUUCAUGGAGCCAUCAAUUCCUGUUGA
Molecule: messenger RNA, 1162 nt
Organism: Brassica napus (rape)
Lineage: Eukaryota; Viridiplantae; Streptophyta; Magnoliopsida; Brassicales; Brassicaceae
Exons: 2
Coding region: 551-1162 (203 amino acids)
Source: RefSeq, a predicted model, not a curated record